Thunnus maccoyii (southern bluefin tuna) is the source of this 1176-nucleotide messenger RNA. RefSeq names its product keratin, type I cytoskeletal 13-like. The transcript has 6 exons. NCBI's taxonomy places the organism in Eukaryota, Metazoa, Chordata, Actinopteri, Scombriformes, Scombridae. The record is from RefSeq and is a predicted model, not a curated record. Gene Ontology annotation, molecular function: structural molecule activity. Bases 22 to 1176 code for a protein of 384 amino acids.
CGAGCAUCCCUCGGUGGAGGCAUGAGCUCAUUCAGCAUGGCGGGAGGAGCAGGAGGUGGCGGUGUGAGGGUCUCUCAGGCCAGCAGGAGCUUCUCUUCCAGCGGCGGCGGCAGCUUUGGCUUUGGUGGCGGAGCAGGUGCAGGUUUUGGUGGUGGAGCAGGUGCAGGUUUUGGUGGAGGUGCAGGAUUCGGGGCUGGCUUCGGCGGAGGAGCGGUGAUGGAAGACAGCGUCAUCGGCAACGGGAAGUUCACCAUGCAGAACCUGAACGACCGCCUGGCCACCUACCUGGCCAAGGUGGCGGCACUGGAGAAGGCCAACGCUGACCUGGAGAUGAAGAUCAGGCAGUUUGUGGAGAGCAAGGUCGGCCCUUCCACCAGAGACUACAGCGCCUUCUUAGUCACCAUCGCAGAGCUGCAAGGAAAGAUCCAGGACGCCAUCAUCGCCAAAGGUACAAUCAUACUGAGCAUUGACAACGCCAAGCUGGCUCAGGACGACUUCAGAAUCAAGUUUGAGAACGAGCUGUCAAUGCGUCAGGGGGUGGAGGCCGACAUCGCCGGGCUGAAGACGCUGCUGGGAGACCUGGGUAUGGCCAAGACCGACCUGAGCAUGCAGAUCGAGAGCCUGAAGGAAGAGCUGGUGUCCAUGAAGAAGAACCAAGAGGAGGACCUGAUUUCCAUGAGAACUCAGAUGAGCGGCCAGGUGAACGUAGAGGUGGACGCCGCUCCUCAGGACGACCUCACCAAGGUCAUGGAGGACAUCAGAGAACACUACGAAACCGUCACCGCCAAGAACAGCAGAGAGCUGGAGUCGUGGUUCCAGGCAAAGACGGAGGUCCUCAAUCAGGAGGUGGCGACCACAGAGAUGACGCUGAAAUCGUCAACGUUGGAGGUGAAGGAGGUGAAGACUCAGCUUCAGGCUCUGGAGAUCGAGCUCCAGUCACAGAUCAGUAUGAAAGCGUCUCUUGAAGCCAACCUGGCUGAAAUCCAGAACCGCUACGGCAUGCAGAUGAGCCGCUUCCAGAUGGAGGUGGGCAGCAUGGAGGAGCAGCUGGUGCAGCUGAGGGCCGACCUGGAGCGUCAGGGACAGGAGUACCAGAUGCUGCUGGACAUCAAGACCAGGCUGGAGAUGGAGAUCGCCGAGUACAGGAGGCUGAUGGACGGAGAGGGAGUUGGGUAA